CAGAAAAUACGAAUAUCGAAGCAUUGUUCUCCGGCUUACUGUGCUCUUGUCUGCGAAUAGAAGAUAGAAGAAAGAAGACGACAGGAAGAAGAUGGUGGAGACGAAUCCUCCGUCUAUCGCUUUGCGCCGCCUGCCGGCGCCGUUCAUCAGCCCGUGGCUACGGCGACUCGGGUCGUUCACCCCCCAACAGAGCAACUCAACCAGCUUCAGUUCUGCAUCCACUCCAACCCAUCUUUGCUGCAGACUGUUUUACUUGCAUUCCAGCACUACAUUGUGGUGCUUGGUACUAUUGUUAUGAUAUCGAGUAUUGUGGUCCCUCAAAUGGGUGGAAGCCAUGGUGACAAGGCAAGAGUAAUUCAGACUUCUCUUUUUAUGAGUGGAAUAAAUACCCUGCUUCAAACAUUCAUAGGAACAAGGCUUCCGACAGUGAUGAGUGCAUCAUUUGCGUAUUUAAUACCAGUCACAUCUAUCAUCAAAGAUUUCUCAUUUAGAACCUUUGAAGAUGAGCGCCAGAGAUUUGUUCAUACCAUGAGAGCCAUCCAAGGUGCCUUGAUUGUCUCUUCGUUUGUUAACAUCAUCAUUGGGUACAGCAAAGCAUGGGGAAACUUUUCAAAAUUUUUCAGUCCUAUAGUAAUUGUUCCUACCGUCUGCUUGGUGGGUCUUGGGCUCUUCGAACAGGGUUUUCCUCAGGUUGCAAAGUGUGUGGAGAUUGGAUUGCCAAUGCUAAUUUUAUUGGUGUUUUCUCAACAAUACAUGAAGCAUAUCAAUGAGAGGUCAUACUUUUUGUUUGAGAGGUUUGCUUUGCUUGCCUGCAUUGCAAUCAUCUGGGCUUUUGCGGCUAUUUUAACUGUUGGUGGUGCAUAUAACAAUGUUUCUGAGAAAACUAAGCAACAUUGUCGCACUGAUAGAUCAUAUCUUCUAUCAUCCGCACCGUGGAUUAAAAUCCCAUACCCAUUUCAAUGGGGUGCUCCCAUCUUUGUUGCUAGCCAUGUAUUUGGAAUGAUGGGUGCUGCACUUGUUGCACUUUUUGAGUCGACGGGAGCGCAUUAUGGAGCUUCACGUCUAGCAGGUGCUACUCCACCUCCGGCGCAUGUCUUAAGUCGAAGUAUUGGCCUUCAGGGCAUAGGUAUGCUGAUUGAAGGAAUAUUUGGAGCUAUAGCUGGUUCUACUGCUUCAGUUCAGAAUAUUGGACUCCUUGGAAUGACUCGAGUUGGAAGCAGGAGGGUGGUACAAAUUUCAACUGCUUUUAUGAUCUUCUUUUCUAUAUUUGGAAAAUUUGGUGCAUUAUUCGCUUCAAUCCCUUUGCCAAUAUUUGCAGCAAUAUACUGCAUUCUCUUUGGAUUAGUUGCUUCCACUGGUGUUUCUUUCUUCCAAUUCGCAAAUAAUAACUCCUUGAGGAACAUCUACGUCAUCGGCGUUUCACUCUUCCUCGGCAUAUCAAUACCUCAAUAUUUCCGUGAAUUCACUGCAUCUGCAGGCCAUGGACCUGCCCAAACAAAUGCUGGAUGGUUCAAUGACAUACUGAAUACAAUCUUCUCAUCUGCGCCAACUAUUUCAAUAUUGGUGGGUACAUUUCUGGACAAUACACUGGAAGCCAUUAAUGCAGCUGCAGAUAGAGGUCUCUCAUGGUGGAUUCCCUUUCAAAAUCGGAAAGGCGAUAUCAGAACUGAAGAGUUUUAUAGCUAUCCUAUCAGAGUACGUGAACUUCUUCCAAGGUAAUUCUGAUAAAUGGGAAGUUAUAUAUUUAUAUAUAUAAAGCUGCUGCUCUUUCAGAUCUUGCAAGGCUUUGAAUGCAGCAGCUGCCUGAAUGUAAUUAUUAGUGUGAUUGUUGAUACUGCUGAAGCUUUCUUUAAUAUUUACACAACUCAAGCCUGUAUUUUGUUAUCUUUUUUGUUUGUUGGAGCUUGGAAUGGAAAAAAAAAAAAACUGUUUUGUGUAUUGCUGUAACAAAUAUAUUAACUGAGAAAGUGCUUUGAAUGGUGA
This is a messenger RNA of Dendrobium catenatum, 1983 nucleotides long. RefSeq names its product nucleobase-ascorbate transporter 3. The transcript is spliced from 14 exons. Gene Ontology annotation, cellular component: plasma membrane; plasmodesma. The record is from RefSeq and is a predicted model, not a curated record. NCBI's taxonomy places the organism in Eukaryota, Viridiplantae, Streptophyta, Magnoliopsida, Asparagales, Orchidaceae. Gene Ontology annotation, biological process: transmembrane transport. Gene Ontology annotation, molecular function: transmembrane transporter activity. The coding region runs from base 295 to 1719 and encodes 474 amino acids.